AUGGAAACGCCUUCGCUAGACAGGGCAGAGGGUAGUCCCGCUGCAGAAUCAGGAGCGACAACAGGACCAUGCCCAGCUGCUGCUUCUGCUGCCGCUGCAGAUGCACAUGGAGCCUCACAUAUAGCAGCAAAGACUGCUGGAAGGCGCAGCAACAGCAACAGCAACAGAGCUGACGCUGCAGACAACCGCAAACGCGGGGGGGCACCUGCUGCAGUGGAACGGGUUACAGCGCGCCGUCGUCGCAGCUCAACAGCAGCAGCAACAUCUGCCGGUGCAGCACCAGAAACACCAGCAGCAACAGCAAGCCCUUCACCAGACGCUACAACGGACUCCACAGGGGGAGCAACAGGGCAAGACACUACAGCAGCAGCCGCUGCAACAGCAACAGCCGCACCUGCUGGUGCAGCUUCUCCAAGCAGCCGCUCGCAGCGGGUUGCCCGCCGCAGCAGCAACAACAGCAACAGCAACAGCAGCAGCACCAGUAACAGCAACUACACCAGCUGCAGCAGCUGCAGCAGCGGAGGCCGCAAGAGCAGCAACAGCAACAGCACUAGCAAUCUUGCGAAUCCGCUUGUAGGCUCUAGAUCCAUCAGCCCUUCUGUUGGCGAUGUAGCAUCUCAGAAGCAGGAGCAGCACCAACAACUCCAGCAACAACAGCAGCAGCAGCAACAGCAGCAGCAGCAGCAGCAGCAGCAGCCGAAGCAGCAGCACGCCCCAGAAGCAGACGGGGGCUCAGACACCUUUUAUUCUGCCCCCCAAACUCCGCUUCUUGUUUCCCCUGAGGGCUCUGCUGCAACUCCUGCGUCUGCUUCUGCUGCUGUUGCUGCACCGGGUCUUUCGGCUGCUUCCCCUGCUGCUGCUGCUACUUCCCCUGCUGCUCCUCCUGCUUCCCCUGCAGCUCUUGCUACUUCCCCUGCUGCUCCUGCUAAUUCCCCUGCUGCUCCCGCUAAUUCCCCUGCUGCUCCUGCUAAUUCCCCUGCUGCUCCCGCUAAUUCCCCUGCUGCUCCCGCUAAUUCCCCUGCUGCUCCUGCUUAUUCCCCUGCUGCUCCUGCUAAUUCCCCUGCAGCUCUUGCUACUUCCCCUGCUGCUCCUGCUAACUCCCCUGCUGCUCCCGCUAAUUCCCCUGCUGCUCCCGCUAAUUCCCCUGCUGCUCCCGCUAAUUCCCCUGCUGCUCCUGCUAAUUCCCCUGCUGCUCCUGCUAAUUCCCCUGCUGCUCCUGCUAAUUCCCCUGCUGCUCUUGCUUAUUCCCCUGCUGCUCCUGCUAAUUCCCCUGCUGCUCCUGCUAAUUCCCCUGCUGCUGCUGCUACUCCCACUGCUGCUCCUGCUGUUUCACGUGCUGCGGAUGCUCGUGCUUCCAUUUCCCCGGAUGCAUCAUCAGCAACGACGGCUGGAGUACCAGCCCAAACAGCAGCAAGAACCGCCACCCCAGCCGCCGCCGCCGCCGCAGCAGCAGCAGCAGCAGCAGCAGCAGCAGCAGUAGCGAACGAUUCUCAGCAUUUGGCUGAUGACUCACAAGCAGGAGCACCAGCAGCAGCAGGAACACCAAUCACAGCAGCAGCAGCAGCAGCGUCUGGAGGAUGGCAAGAUUCGCAGUCCUUUCCCAUGUCUCUAUUUGACACACAACUUGAACAGCAGCAGCAGCAGCAGCGCCAGCAGCUCCAUCAGCAGUACCGGCAGCAGCUGCAGCAGCAACAACAGCAGCCGCAGCUGCUGCACCCGUUUUACGGUCAAGGCUUAGCAGGAAACGUCUCAUGCCCCCCUCAACCAGCAGCAGCAACAGCAGCAGGUGCUGCAGCCGCUGCUGUUGCUGACGGCCCCUCUGACUUGCCGUGGGACAGCAGCAGCAGCUGCAUCGACAACAGCAGCAACAGCUGCUGUUGCAGCAGAUACACAGUAGCUGGCUCAGUUGCUGCACUACUGGCUCACUACAGCAGCUGCGAUCCAAAGGCCAACAGAAUUGAGGAUGCGUUGCUGCUGGUGCUGCGGCUCGAAACACUGCAGCAGCAACAACAGCAGCAGCAGCAGCAGCUGAUGCAGCAGCAAGUGAAGCCGCCAGAUGACCUGCUGCAGUGGAGGUUCGUGCUGCUGCAAGUCGGAGGCAACUUUGCCAAGUACUUAAGUGUCCUUCUUACAGAGGGAGAUGAGCUGGUGUUGCAGCAGGCAUGCGUGUUAACUCUCUCCCCUCUCUCUUGGGCAUUUAAAUCUCUUCAAAGGAAGGCAUUGGAUAUCUGUGGGCCUGGGGGCCCCCAAGGGGGCCCCUCAUGGGGAGGAUCCACUCCUGCUGCGGCGGCUUCUCAGCAGCAUUCACAACACCUGCAGCAAGCGCAGCAGCAGCCAAACAUACCCGAGUGGCUGCAGGAAGGAAUGCUCUGCAACACAAGCCUUUUAGUUCUCGUCGAUGAUAUCCCCGAGGCAGCGGUGCAUGUAAGACCCCCAAAUGUUAGUAUGGGUUUGCUGCUUAAUGGUUUCUGCUUCCGCUUGGCUUGCGAUGCAUUGAGACCCCCUCAAUGGGUGCAGCAGCGGCUGCCUCGUGCCCUGCUGCAGCACCUCAUGCCGCAGCUGCAGCAGCCGCAGCAGCAGCAAGUUGCAGAUGUAGAAGAACCGGCCGCCCUUGCGGCAGCUGGAGAGCACACACAGCAGCAGCAGCAGCAGCAGCAGCAGAGGAUGAGGGCAGCAAGACAACACGUGUACACUCCUCUCUCCCACAUCCAAAAGAGUGACGUGGUCGACGUCUACUGCGUAUACUGGGAAAUGCGGAGAGCGCCUCAAGAAACCGACACGGUGUGCUACAUGAACGUUCGGGUUGUUGACGAUUCUCUUCCGGUGCCAAUCGAGCGAAACAAGGCAGCAGAGUUCAGCUUGCAGCUCCACUUCAAGGAAGGAGGGGGCGGCCGGUUCUUUGGGGAUCUUUUUCCUACAUGGGCAACAGCUGUUAGGGUUUGGGGUCCCCUCGGGCCAAAGGCCCUACAGAAGGAAGAGCUUCUUAACCCUCAGCAGAAGCAUCAGGCGCUCCUUAUCUUUACUUCGCGCUACACCGCGGACUUGAGGACCCUCUACAGAAGAGGAGAUGGAGCUUUUGGAGAUGUUGUUGUCAGGGUCGUUAAGGCCUGCUAUGGCCCUGCCCUCACCACCUCCCUGGCCCCUCCGAGCAGCAGUUCCAGCAGCAGCACGGCAUGCUUUUGCAGUUACUGGCUGCUGGUAGAAGACGCUUCGUGGGUGGGCGGUGGUGUUGCAGUUGUGUCUAUCUCCGGUUUGCUGCUGCAGCAUCUAGCUUGCUGCGGAGACAAUGCACUGCAGCAGGGAGAAUGGCUGCGCCUACGAAAUGUUUCCUUCUUUAGACAAGAUCUAAAUGAUAGAAAUGGGGGUCUCUUAGCUGCCCUAGGAUGGACUUCCCCUGAUAGGGCCCAGCUCACUCGCCUGCCCCUUUGGUGCGCUGAUGUGGUGGAGAGGCGAGCUCUCCUAAGAGAAGCCAAACGAAAAUUGCAGCAGUUCCGUGAACAGCAGCAGCAUCUGCAGCAACAGCAGCAGCAGCAGCAUCUCCUGCAACAGCAACAGGAACAGGUGCAGCCGAACCUGCAGCAGCACGAGCAAAUGGAUGAUAUGCUGAAUGAGGCGUAUGUCGAUACGGCAAUGCGGAACCAGCAGCAACAGCAGCAGCAACAGCAGCAGCAACAGCAGCAGCAAGAGCAGCACGGACCGGAGCAGCAACAACAGCAAACCCCCUGUGCAGCGUGCAGCAAUGGGCCCUAUCAGCUUCAGGAGCAGACGCAACAAAUGCUGCCGCAUGAACAACAGCAACUGCAACAGCAACUGCAGCAGCAACUGCAACAACCGCCAGGAGCUCCUCCUCCUUUUUGUUUUGCUUUUGCUGCUCCCCAGCAGCAGAGGGAGGCUGGGGCAGUAGUCCGUAGGUGCCGCGAACUUGCACUUAUUGCGGCCCAGGCGACACCAGAGCCCGGCUUCACCGUUCUGUUGGAGGGAGUUGGUUUGUGGGGCUUUGGAGCAGUGCCAGGUCUUGAUGCUGCUGAUCCCUGCACCUGGCUUGCUGCUGCAUGCGUUGCAUGCGGUACAGCAGCACAGCGUAUUUUCAGCAGCAGCAAGAACACAGGCUGCUGCAGAACUUGCGGCCACGAAGACCUCUUGCUCAGCUACGAUUUGCCCUUGCUGAUGAGGGACGAGGAGGAGGCGGUGGUGCCUGUACACUUGAGAGACCCACACGGUUGCAUGUUCUCCCCCAUCAGCGACGGAGGCAUAGCCCCCCCCGCUUCGCUGCUUCGGCCUGAGGUGAGGGGACUUCUUUUGUCUCUGUUUAGAAACCUUGCUUACCCUUACGAGCUGCAAACGUUGCCAAUGCACCCACCAUAUAGACCCUCCAGCAGCAGCAGCAGCAGCAGCGCGGCGGGUGUAGAGAGACAGGGAAGGCGGCAUUCUGUGCUCCUGCGGCUAGUGAGGCAGCAGCAAACUGGCUACCCACAGUGGGUGUUAGUGGAGCCUUGCCUCCUUAGCUACUCUUUGGAGUCCUUGAAGUGA
Eimeria maxima is the source of this 4530-nucleotide messenger RNA. RefSeq lists its product as hypothetical. The record is from RefSeq and is a predicted model, not a curated record. Bases 1 to 4530 code for a protein of 1509 amino acids. Lineage: Eukaryota; Apicomplexa; Conoidasida; Eucoccidiorida; Eimeriidae. The transcript has 12 exons.